AUGAAAUCCAUAGAAGAGGAUGCUCCACCACAAGAUCCAGAGGAUCUUAUAUUUUAUCUUCCCAUAGAUCAGACGCUGGUUCAGAGGGAACUAGUGGAGAUAAUGGUGAAAUUGCACAGACCAAGCAUUCUCAAAAUUCUUGGUAAACUAAAGGUAGAAUCUGGUGCCCCGCUAUAUCCGGUGGAAGGCUCGUUUGUUGAUGAUAGUGUGAUGCUGGAAGCAUUUGUAUCAAAUGUGAAACAGAUUGGUAAUCAUCCAACGUUGUUAGUCAAUCAUUUCAUUCCCAAAAACCUGUUGCUUCUCGAUACGAAGGAAAAUAUUAUUAAUUCCUCUUUGAAAUAUGUGAAACUCGAUGAACUAUUGAACAGAUUAACAGAAAGAAAGCAGCCCAAGACGAUCAUUAUCAGUGUCUCUAAUGGUAAGGAGUUGGAUCUUGUGGAGUCCAUCCUUAUCGGUAAGAAUGGCAUGCAAUACUACCGUUUCAGUGGUGCUUCCAUCUAUUAUAAGAAUCAUGGAUCAUUUGAUUUUUCUAAAAAAACCCAUGUUUCAGACAAUGAGGAUUCGGAAACCAUCGACUCUCAUGAUGACAACUUUGAAUCCAAAUCUUCCACUCCGUCUUCUCAUUCCUUUGGAAAGUCAAGAAAAAGGAAGGUGAGAGGUUCGUAUGAAAAGGACAAGUCUGCUCAUAUUCGGGGGGGUCACCGUGGAAAUGGUCGAGGUGGUAAUAAUAGUAAUGGUAAGCAUAAAGCCAGCGAUGAUUACACGCCCAGAAUCUCGAAGAAUAGUCCGCUGUACCAGAAGAUUCAGGCCGAAAAGCAUAACUCAAAGCUCAGUGUAUACUUGAUUCUCUCCAAUCAGUUGAAGUACCUUACACAAUUUGAAGAGUUGAAAAGCGAUUUGAUCAUUACCUUAGAUUCAAAUCUGAAGCAGGUCACUCCUAAGAAGUUGCAAGUGCCCAUCUUGAAGUUGAUUAUUACCAAUUCUUUGGAAUAUUUUGACCAGCAAUUACAGCGGGAAGUACCCACAUUACGGGCAAGCCCGGAAAUUUACAACAAAUUCCUUGCGUAUUUGACGGUGGCUUAUAGAUCGACUGUGAAUACCAGUGAUAACAACUCUCCUGUAGGUGAGAACCUUAUCGAUUGGAUGAUGGAUGUGAGACAUAGGCCAUUUCCCGAUGAUUUGAGAAUACCCAGAUUUCCAGUAGCAAGUCUCAGAAUUGAGGAUUUAGCAAGUCAAUGUGAGGAGUCUAUGGAGAACAUUCAAUUUGAAAAGCCCUACGAUGUGAAGAAGUACAAAUUUUACGAUAUUGGCUUGAAUUCAGAGCACAAAGAACAAAAUGGUCAUAAAAAGCCGAAAUUGGAGGAGCUCGAAGUUCCUGCUGUAAUGUCAUACAGAAAAUAUCAGAUUUUACUAGCUCAAAUGGUUUACGAAAGAUGCAAAGAGUUGGGAAACGCCAUUACGAAAAAGAAGGAGAGUUUGGCUGUGAUUCAUACGGACGAUUCAAAAAGGCAGUUUACGAUGGAGUCAAACAAUGCUGAAAUUGGAAUAAUGUACAAGAAGUUACGAAGCGACAAGACAAGUAACGAGUCGAUGAGUAAACAGUUAGAUAGGUUGACUGGGGACCUUUCCAAGUUAAAGGGAAUACUUGAACAAUUGCAGAAUCGUACGUCUGAGUAUGAAAAAAAGGCACAGUCUGGAACAUCUGAUGAAGAUGUUAAACUCAAAGAGAAUGCAUUAAAUGACUUAAAUGAGCAACUUGAAGGAUUAAGGGUUGGGUUGAAAAAGAAUAAUAAUACGGAUGAAGCUCUCAGAGCACAAUAUCAGAGUAAAUCAUCUGAAGCUGCAAGGCUGUCAACGGAAUCUGGCCUAUUAGACAAGAAAAUCGAGGGUCUUAAUAAGGAAUCAGGAGGAUUGUUUAAGCGACUCGAAGAGAGGCAGGUCGAUUACGAGAUUGAAGACAUGCAAAGAAAAGUGGAUGAUCUCAACAGAGACAAUAAUUUUCUGGAGUCUUAUAUCGAUCAUCUUGAUGUCGCCCUGAAGAAGCGACAGAGGUCCGGUCCUCAGAGUCUCCGUAAAACUAGCAGAAGUGGUACGCCACUCUGA
Molecule: messenger RNA, 2103 nt
Organism: Brettanomyces nanus
Lineage: Eukaryota; Fungi; Ascomycota; Pichiomycetes; Pichiales; Pichiaceae
Exons: 1
Coding region: 1-2103 (700 amino acids)
Cellular component (GO): HDA1 complex; nucleus
Source: RefSeq, a predicted model, not a curated record